AUGGCCGGAUCCAAUGCUGUUCCUACAAAAAUUAAUUCUCGACCUGCAGAUUUCUCGAAGCUCGGACGAAGUUGGGUCUGGGAUUUUGGGAAUGAUGUUGGAAACAAUCGAGUAGCCAAGAAAGGUCCGAGGAAAGUCGCCACGGAUGCUUGGAUGGCAACUGAGUGGAAAUGGAAGAAUAGAGUUGGAAAAGGCUGGGUUCCCAAGAGACUCUUUGGGAGGGGUACUUAUGGUGUCGUUGGUCACUGGUCAUACCAAGGUCCGGAUCGAGAUGCCAAAUCGUUGAAGGACGUUGCUGUGAAACAAUCUAUUCGUAUGGCAUAUCCUUCUGGGGGGUAUGGGUUAGAAUGGGAAGCUGCAAAUCUCCUGGAGUUGGGACAGGCGAAAUCUCAACAUAUAGUAAGGAUGUAUAGACAUUUGUAUGAGGAAGUGGGGCAGAGAACCAACGAACAUGAUAAGGGACUGGUGCAUCGCAUAUUUCUGGAAUAUUGUCCUGGUGGAGAUACGUGGCAGUGGAUCACAGAACACUUGCUAAACAACACGAAUGUGUCUGAAGUAGAGUUAUGGGCUAUCUUCCAGUGCUUGGCUCGGGCUUGUCUCAUCAUGCAUCAAGGGAGUGAACAGACGCUCCCGCUCCGGGUUGGCCGCGAGAAGAGAUGGUCCAUUUUGAUCUCAAAUUGGAGAAUGUUCGGCGAUUUUGGUAUGGCACGAAGAGUGCCGCACACCCAAAUGCCACAGUACCUGAACAAGUAUGCAGAUUUCGGGACACCGGAAUAUUUUGCCCCAGAACAAUUAAUAAGGACAGAUCACCAAUGCGGCCCAAGACCGUGGUUUGAUGCCAAUGGCAUCUGCACAGUUGUUGGUGUCCGAUACGGAAGUGCUACAAAUAUAUGA
Molecule: messenger RNA, 894 nt
Organism: Cadophora gregata
Lineage: Eukaryota; Fungi; Ascomycota; Leotiomycetes; Helotiales; Ploettnerulaceae
Exons: 5
Coding region: 1-894 (297 amino acids)
Biological process (GO): protein phosphorylation
Molecular function (GO): protein kinase activity; ATP binding
Source: RefSeq, a predicted model, not a curated record